CGGCCUUCGCUCCAUUUCUCUCCGCCGCACACGCCUCCCUUGCUUAGCACACCGCUCACGUUCCUUGCGCCUCCGAUGCAAUAGCAGCCCCCAACGGUCAACCGCCGACUGCUGCCUUUGCAUGCCACGCGACCAUCUAAUUACGGCCCUUCGGUCCACCUAUCUCGCCGCUUUUUGCACCAGACUCGCCGAGCGCCCCGGUCCUCGACGGGAAAGCCGCCUCGCGCACUUCGACGGCCAGAAACUCAACCAUGACCAGCGCCCUUCCGCCGGAUCCCUGGAAAGCUCUCGGUAUCGAGAGGAGUGCGGAUAAGUCUGAGAUUCGGUCUGCGUACAAGAAGCUUGUGCUGCAGUGCCACCCGGACAAGGUGCAAGACCCGACGCUUAAGGCCAAGAAGCAGGAGGAGUUUCAACAGGUGCAGCAGGCAUACGAGCUGCUUAUUGACGAUGCCGAGAAGGCCAAGUACGAGCAGAAGCUCAAGCUCGCUGAGCUGCAGCGGGCUGCUACCAAGCUGCACCAGGAUGUGAAGCGCUCCCCCAACACCUCGGUCCCGCGCUCCUCGACGAAGUACACCACCUAUGACAUCCGGACCGCCGAGCCCACCUCGCGUUACAAGAGCUCUCCGUCCGGCGGGAAGGUGUACACACACUACACAGCCACGCACACUCGGUCGCACGAGGAGGUACCCUCUUCCCGAACUUAUCCGCUGUAUGAAGAGAGCGACAAGCAGGCGCGGAGAGCUGCGAGCUACGAGAAGCCGUCCAAGAGGGAUGAAGAGAGGCGCGAACGCGACAAGGAAGACCGCCGGCGUAGAAAAGAGGAAGAGGAAUUCAGUAGGUUGAGAGAAAAGGAGCGGGAUCGGGAGCGCGAAAAGGAGAGAGAAAAAGAGAGGGAAAAAGAGAGGGAAAAAGAGAGGGAAAAAGAGAGGGAAAAAGAGAGGGAAAGAGAGCGGGAAAGAGAGCGGGAAAGAGAGCGGGAAAAGGAGAAGGAGCGCGAGCUCCGCAGGGCCGAGAAGAAGCGGCUUGAGAAAGAGCGGGAGAAGGAACGUCGACGGGAAGCUGACGAGAAGGCGCGGCGGCACAGGCCCUACGUAGAACCCUACGCGGACGCCUACGUCGAGAUGCCCUACGUGGAGGAACUUUGGCUCGAGGACGAGAGGUACGUCUCGUCGCGGUCAGAGAAGAAGCGCUCGUCGAGCCGGAGACACGACGAGACGCGCGACCAGGAACGGGAGCGCGACAAGUCAAGCUCGCGCCGAACCAGGUCUCCGCAUCCGAGCAGCGACCGGAAGCACACAGACCUCUUUGCGCACGCCACGAAUUACGUGACCAGCUCUGGCAGCUCUCUGCCAGCAGAAAGGCACGCCUUCUGGAAGUCGCAGAGUUCGCCGGACUCGUACCUGACGCCUCCGGCGCCGACACCCCCGCCCGUCGACUUCGAGGAAGAUAGCGUCCGACGCUCGUCUGCACGCGCCGCGGGUCGUCGCUCUUCCAACGAUCCAGCGAGGUCUCGGGAGAAGCUGAAAUACGACCUCGACGCCGCCUCGAGUCCCCGGCCGAUUCCCACGCUCAAGCAAUCUUACAGCUCACCGCCUCCGGCCCCUGAAUCGCCUCCGCGCCUAAGCCGGUCACAGACCACGCACGAAUCGUACAGCAGGACAGCAGUCCCGUCCCUACAACGGGCGCAGACGUGGGGCCAGGGCGUGGCUGUCGAGCGCGCCGCACCCGACGUCUACGACGACUACGGGUCGGACGACGACCACGACCGGCGCCACCGGCGCAGCAGCCGCCGCACGCGCUCGCCCUCCUCGCCGGCCACGCACCGGUACAAGGCCGAAGGCAUCAAGACUUCCAAGCUGGACAGCUCGCAGUACGCCUACGGCGAGUCCCCGUCCUCGGCGCGCAGAUAUGCCGCCGACGUGCUUGACGACCGCGUCGCGCACUCGCCCUCGUCUACGACGUACGUGGGGACGCCCUUCCGGGUCAGGGAGUCGAAAGUCUACGGCCCGGCGGAUGUCAAGUAUUCGGACUACGCCACGCCGUACUACUCCAGCCAUGUGCAUGAGGGGUAUCCCCUCCCGGCAUGAGCGGCAUUCCUUUUCUCUGUGCCCUGCAACACGGCACGGCGAGGGCGAUGAUCCCGCUGUUUCUCAUGCUCGGAAUGUAUUUCCGACCUGUCUUUGUUCCAUUUCGUAUAAUCUUUAAUGAGUGGAUGAUACGGUAAGCGCUGGGAUGACAGGAAUCUGAUUUCCCCUCCGUGUGUUCCUUCCUGUCG
This is a messenger RNA of Thermothielavioides terrestris NRRL 8126, 2275 nucleotides long. RefSeq lists its product as uncharacterized. NCBI's taxonomy places the organism in Eukaryota, Fungi, Ascomycota, Sordariomycetes, Sordariales, Chaetomiaceae. The record is from RefSeq and is a predicted model, not a curated record. The coding region runs from base 252 to 2087 and encodes 611 amino acids. The transcript has a single exon.